AUGUGUUUUUAUGAACUGAAGAUGAAAACCAACUGCAGUCUCUUAUCUUGCAGUAUACAGAGUAUGAGCUUCUGUCAUGUCCUGCCCUUCUUCUUUGCCAUUCAUGAGAUCAACCAGAAUCCAAAGCUGCUACCCAACAUCACCCUGGGCUACAGCAUCUAUGAGAACUUUUUCAAUGCAAGGAUAACAUAUGAGGUCAUGAUGGACUUGCUGUCUACAGGGCAAGAGAAUGUCCCAAACUUCAGUUGUGGAAGACAAAAUAAUCUUCUGGCUGUGCUUGAAGAGACUGAUUCGGAGCUCUUUACUUCCAUUUCAACUAUGCUAGGCAUCUACAAAAUUCCACAAAUCAACUAUGGGGUCAUCAGCCACAUUCCAGAGCAGAAACAUCAUUUCCCUUUUUUCUACCAAGUGAGUCCAAAACAAGAACCUCCUCACUUGGCAAUUAUCAAGUUGCUCCUGCAUUUCCGAUGGACAUGGAUCGGCCUCGUUGCUCCGGACAAUGAAAGUGGAGAACGGUUCAGAAGAACUUUUGUGCCAGAAGCUGUAAGGAAAGGUGUCUGUGUUGCCUUUUCAGAAAUCUUACCCAUGGUUAUUAGAGAAGGGAGGGAAAAGGACAUCCUUGAAUAUUUUAGCGACACUAAAGUGAAAAGUAUUGUUUGUCAGUUGGACUCUCAGUCCUCAUUAAUACUAGCAGUGGUAAUACGAGACAUUGAAAAGAGAAAAAUCCUGUUUGAGGAAAAAGUAUGGAUUGCUACAGCUUUGUCAGAUUUAAAUGAAAGUUUGGAAAGGCAGCAUUUUUGUGUUCUUAUUCAAGCCCUUUGUUGUCUAAGAAAGUUUGGAAGAGAUGCCUGGAAAAAGAGACUUGGGAAAUCCCAUCCCCGGAUCUUGUUGGAAGAAUCCUGUCUGAGGAUGGCUCCAGCAACAGAGUUCUAUGAGACAUACAGAAGUUUUCUUGAAGAGAAAACACAAGAACCACAAGGGGAUAGGGAAGAUGAAAUACAGAGAAAGUUAGUAACAGAAGAGACACCCAUACAAAGAGAAGAAGAAGAAGAAAAAAAAGAAAACACAGAUCAAGAAAGAGAGUGUAUGGAAAGUUGCCUCCCAGGAUAUACCAAGCUGACAAGAGAGGGAGAACCAUUUUGCUGCUAUGACUGUUCUCCAUGUAUUGAAGGAACUAUCUCUGUGCAGGAAGAUGUAGCCCAAUGUGCAAAAUGUCCAGAUGACCAUUUCUCCAACGAGAAGCGGGAUCAGUGUGUUGCCAAAGUUAUAACUUUCCUGUCAUACAGAGAAAACUUAGGUCUCAUCCUGGGUGUCUCUACCCUUUUUUUGUCUCUUACCACUGCCUUAGUUCUAGGAAUUUUUAUUAAAUAUCGAGAAACUCCCAUAGUCAAAGCUAACAACCGUGAUCUCACCUAUAUUCUCCUGAUCUUUCUCUUGCUUUCCUUCUUGACUUCCCUUCUAUUCAUUGGUCAACCCAAGAAAGUGACAUGCCUUCUUCGACAAACUGCCUUCAGUAUUGUUUUCUCAGUUGCUGUGUCAUCCUUGCUGGCUAAGACUAUCAUGGUGGUGAUGGCAUUUCUGGCCACAAAGCCAGGAAGCAAAAUGAGGAAAUGGCUGGGGAAAUCUUUGGCCAAUUUCAUCAUCUUCUCCUGCUCUGGUGUUCAGGUGGGCAUCUGUUUCAUAUGGCUGGGAAUCUUUCCCCCAUUCCCAGAUUCUGACUUAUAUUCCCAAAAAGGGCAGAUCCUACUGCAAUGCAAUGAAGGUUCAGUCAUCAUGUUCUAUUCUGCCCUUGGCUACUUGGGCUUUCUGGCUUCCAUCUGUUUCUUGGUGGCUUUUCUAGCCCGGAAACUACCAGGUGGCUUCAACGAAGCCAAGUGGAUCACCUUCAGCAUGCUGCUCUUCUGCAGUGUUUGGGUUUCUUUUGUCCCCACCUACCUGAGCACCAAAGGAAAAUACAUGGUGGCUGUGCAGAUCUUCUCCAUCCUGACCUCCAGCCUCGGCUUACUUGGCUGCAUCUUUGUCCCCAAAUGUUAUAUCAUCAUUCUGAGACCUGACAUGAACGCGAAGGAGCAUCUAAUGUUGAAAAACAAUGAGUGA
Molecule: messenger RNA, 2097 nt
Organism: Crotalus tigris (Tiger rattlesnake)
Lineage: Eukaryota; Metazoa; Chordata; Lepidosauria; Squamata; Viperidae
Product: vomeronasal type-2 receptor 26-like
Exons: 6
Coding region: 1-2097 (698 amino acids)
Biological process (GO): G protein-coupled receptor signaling pathway
Cellular component (GO): membrane
Molecular function (GO): G protein-coupled receptor activity
Source: RefSeq, a predicted model, not a curated record